CAAAAACCCCCUAAAUACUAAAAACCCUUCUUUCCUUAGAAACAUCGCCCCCCACGACUCCAAAAAGUGGGAGCGAAACACAACACAACACAACACGAGAUCUCAGAAAAGUCUUACAUUAAACACACCAAAGUAGAACCAGAAAAAAACACACACACACAGAGCAAAAAAGAGUUCAGAGAGAGAGAGGGAGAGAGCUUCAGAGAGUUAGAGAGAGAGAGAGAGAGAAGAAACAAAAAUGUCGAUCGCAUUUUGCUUCAUCACUCCCUCAUCAUCUAACGCUUCUCUCUCCAAACCCAAUCCUCACCGUCCGUUCCUCUCUUCCUCAUCACCGCCGCCCACUUCCCUCCACCUCCGUCUCUCUCUCUCACCCGCUUCCCUCUCUCUCCACUACAACAACAACCCCCACCGCCACCUACUCACCGCUUUCUCCACCGCAAACGACGCCGUAUCAUUCCCCGGCGGAGACGACGACAACAACAACAACAACCACAACGGAAACAGCGGCGGAGGUGGCGGCGGAGGAGGAGGCGAUGAGGGGUCGUCGGCGGAGGACAAGAACAGAGAGGAGGCUCUGAUGGUGCUGGCGGAGGCUGGGAGGUCGUUGAAGAAUUUGCCCAAGGACUUGGCCGCGGCGAUCGAGGCCGGGAGAAUCCCCGGCGCGGUGGUGUCGAGGUUUUUGGAGCUGGAGAAGUCGCCGGUGUUGCGGUGGUUGAUGCAGUUCGGUGCGUUCAAGGAGAGGCUGUUGGCUGACGAUCUCUUCCUUGCUAAGGUCUUCAUGGAAUGCGGCGUUGGCAUGUUCACCAAGACUGCUGCAGAGUAUGAACGCCGGAGAGAGAACUUUUUCAAUGAGCUGGAGAUUGUCUUUGCUGAUGUGGUAAUGGCCAUUCUUGCAGAUUUUAUGCUUGUUUUUCUUCCUGCCCCAACUGUUUCCCUCCGACCACCACUUGCAACUAGCGCAGGAACAAUUGCCAAGUUCUUCCAUAACUGCCCUGACAAUGCAUUCCAGGUUGCACUUGCUGGAACAUCAUAUUCAUUUUUACAGAGACUUGGAGCAGUGGUGCGUAAUGGAACAAAGCUUUUUGCAGUUGGCACAGCUUCAUCACUGGUUGGCACAGCAGUGACAAAUGCCUUGAUCAAUGCAAGGAAGGCUGUUAAUAAGGAUUCUGCAGCUGAAGUGGAAAACGUGCCUAUAAUAUCCACCAGUGCUGCCUAUGGUGUCUAUAUGGCAGUUUCUAGCAAUCUCCGGUACCAAAUACUAGCUGGUGUUAUUGAACAGCGGAUUUUGGAACCCAUGCUACACCAGCACAAACUUUGGCUGAGUGCCUUCAGUUUUGCUGUUCGGACAGGCAACACAUUCUUGGGUUCAUUAUUGUGGGUUGAUUAUGCUCGUUGGAUAGGAGUACAAUAACUUCAGGAGUAAAAAAACGGCUGCAUUUUCUUGUUUGAUUGUGAAUUUUGGAUUGGUUUGGCCCAUUAUAAGGUGAUGAUUCAUAAAUUAGUUAAAACUGAUAUCGAUUCAGUUUACAAAAAGUUUCUCUUAGAUACAUAGGUCUUUCGGAUAUUCAUACAACUGUUCAAGGCUGAGCUGACAGUUUGUGUUUGAUACACCUUUUUCCAAUUAUUCCAAUUUAAUUUUUUUCCCCUUAAGUCCCUUUCAAUUACUACUGUAAGGAUUCUGACACUGAUAAAUUUAGACCAGGGCUUUUGCUGUUCAAGGAGAAUUAAAUAUCGUUUAUGUA
Molecule: messenger RNA, 1742 nt
Organism: Quercus lobata
Lineage: Eukaryota; Viridiplantae; Streptophyta; Magnoliopsida; Fagales; Fagaceae
Product: UvrABC system C protein, putative (DUF3411)
Exons: 8
Coding region: 239-1411 (390 amino acids)
Source: RefSeq, a predicted model, not a curated record